This is a messenger RNA of Ictalurus furcatus (blue catfish), 1351 nucleotides long. RefSeq lists its product as uncharacterized. The record is from RefSeq and is a predicted model, not a curated record. Bases 1 to 1008 code for a protein of 335 amino acids. The transcript has 6 exons. NCBI's taxonomy places the organism in Eukaryota, Metazoa, Chordata, Actinopteri, Siluriformes, Ictaluridae. Gene Ontology annotation, biological process: response to bacterium.
AUGGCUAAAACGCUGAUCAAAUCUGCUCAGGAGCAAGCUCCAGCCCAAGCUGUGAAUUUUUACAAACCAUCACUUGUCUCUGUGAAGUCUGGAGAACGUGUUACUCUUAACUGCACAUUUCUGGACAGCAGCAGAUCAGAUCAUAUUGUUUGGUACAGACAAAGAUCUGGGGAGAUUCCUCAGAAACUCUGGAAAAGGCUUUCACACCUGGAUGCAAAAAUUUCACCUCAGUUCAACAGCUCAGGAGUGAAAGUGGAGAGAAUUAAUAAUGGGAUUUCUAUGACGAUAACACAUGCAAAAAAAGAUGACGAAGGACUUUACUUCUGUGGACUGUCUAACUGGGAGAAUGUACAUUUUUUCAAUGGAACAUUCUUGGCUGUAACAGAUGAUGGAGAUGUAAAAAUGUCAGUGUUCCAGAGCGGCGUGUCGGACUCAGUUCCUGCAGGAGCGUCAGUGACUCUGCAGUGCUCGGUUCUCUCUGAGAGCAGAUCAGCAGAACUCCAAGUGCUCUGGUUCAGAGCUGCUCCACCACAUUCCCAUCCUCAAAUCAUUUACACUCAUCACAACAGCAGCCAUCAGUGUGAGAGCGGCUCUUCUACACACACCUGUGUGUACAACUUCUCCAAGAACAUCCUCAGCCUCAGUGAUACUGGAACUUACUACUGUGCUGUCGCCGUGUGUGGGAAGAUCAUUUUUGGGAACGGGACACGAGUACAGUUGGAGUCAGUAGAUCCAGUACUGAUCUGCCUUGCAGUAGCUUUGGGAGUGUGUGUGGUUGUGAUCUUUGUUCAAGUCGUGUUCAACUACAAAAGGAGAAACUCUAAACUAUGCAGUGUAAGACUUCAAGAUUUUGUCAUAGAAAAUAUUCCCAAUAAGAGUGAUGAUGCAGCGGAUCUCAAUUACGCUGCCUUACAUUUCAAUCAGAGAAAAACAAAAAGGCCGAGAAAGAAGAAAGCUCAACCUCAAGAUUGUGUGUAUUCUGAAGUGAUAAAGUCAUCAGCUACAUAGAUCAUAUAUUUAAGAUCUCAGCUCAUAUCUUCUCAGAUGUUUUCUGUUUGAUACUUUUCUCAGAGGUAAAGUGUAUCAUGGAUGAGUGUGGUCAAUAUUUUCAUGUUGAUUUAGCAGGAAAUGUUCAAAGCAAAUUACUGAAAGUUGCCCGAUUACUUUCUGGGAAAUGCUGCUUCUCUCAGAGAGUGAUGUGAUGUUAGAGAUUAAGUGUAAGUAAUGAAGUGUUGGCUAUGGGUGAUGAGUAAAAAAAAAAUGUAUUAACAAUAAGCAUACAAUAAAAUGAACAUCCUGCAAGUUAAAACUUUCAUCUUUUGCACAACCAUGCUGGUUUCACGGCUAUCUC